AUGGAGAACGAAACCAAUGGAUUUCAUCAUAUAGAACUACAUACAAUCCAUCCUGAUUAUAUUCUUGAUUUAUUUAUACGAAUCUAUGGUUUUCAAUUAAUUGCUAAACGUAACACAUUCAAUUAUUCUCAAUGGUUUCUUAAAUCAUCUCAAUGUCAAUUAUUAAUCUCAUCAGUGCUAAAUAUCGAUCUACAUAAUGAAAACAAACCUAAUAAUGAUCAUUAUGAUAUUUUAACAACAAUACUUAAUAAUGAAAAUACACGUGAUUUCAUUAUCGAUCGUGAUACAACAUUUAAUGUAGCUCUUCAUGUAAAAUCUGUGCAAACAAUUUUUGAUAAGAAUCCCGACGUACAAGUACUUGUAUCACGUCGACAAGCUGUUGAUGAGUAUGGAACAAUAGAAUAUGCUUGUAUCAAAUCAUGUAUUGGAAAUGUAGUACAUACAUUAAUCAAUACAUCUGAAUAUUCAGGAUCUUGUUUACCAGGCUUUGUAUCGAUAUCAAAUUCGGAAAAGCAAGAAUCAAAUGAAUCGUUGAUAGAUAGUAUUGAUCAUAUUGCAUUUGCUAUACCGAAAAAUUCAGCCUUAUCAGCUGUUAUUUGGUAUGAAAAAGUACUCGGAAUGAAACGAUUCAAAGUUAAUCAACAAGAUGAUCCAUUUCAAGGAUUUUCUGUACAUGUUGGCACUAUGGGUAUGCGUUUAUUUGCUAGUGAAUACUGGAAAUGUGCUGAAACAGCUUGUAUGAAUGAUAAGCAAUCAAAUUUAAAAUUUGUUUUUGCUGAAUCAUUAAUUGAUAGCAAUUCAAAUUCAACUGAUCAAAUAACAAAGUUUAUUGCUAACCAUAAGAAUCAACCUGGAAUUCAACAUCUUGCACUAUAUUGUAUGGAUAAUAUAAAAAAUGCUGUACGUAUAACAAAAACAAAUGGUGCUCAAUAUUUACUUCCGUGUCAAGAUUAUUAUUUGAAAGAGAAUAAUGGUUAUAUAAUUGAAGCAACCGGUGAAAAUGUUAGUGAACUCGCUGAGUUAGGUAUUUUAUUGGAUGAUGAAAGUGAUAAUCAACAAGAAUUGAAAUCAAAUAAAAAAGUACUUCUACAAAUUUUUACCAAAUCAAUAUUUAAUAAUGAUACAUUCUUUUUGGAACUUAUCGAACGACGUGGUGCUAUUGGUUUUGGAGCUGGAAAUAUACGAACUUUAUGGAAAAUAGUUCAACAACAAAUAGAUUCUCGUAGAUAA
This is a messenger RNA of Adineta steineri, 1230 nucleotides long. The record is from the annotation of a GenBank genome assembly. NCBI's taxonomy places the organism in Eukaryota, Metazoa, Rotifera, Eurotatoria, Adinetida, Adinetidae.